AGCCACCUCACGUGGCACGUUGUCAUUCCUCAGGAGAGUAACUUAAUCCAAGUCGCAUCUGGAUCUUAGCAGAGCCUUCAUUGCGAGUUCGAAGAAAUCACAUCACCGUCUUCACGAAAAUGAGCAAUGCCUUCAAAUUCAAGCGCCUCGUGCGCUUCGUGCCAAAGUCCACCGCAUCUCGUAUUCUGAUAGGACAACCUAUCCGGCACGACAUCGACGUAGGUGCCGCUCUGCGCAACGGCGAACAAGUGGAUGUGGAGAUUUUAUCUGGCACUUCUGUGCUCGCACCUGGAGUUCUCACGGGCAGAAACGAAAUCAUCGAACGCGUGUUGUCACCCUUGGCUGAAAAUGAGGUUGGCACCAUUAGGUGCAUCGGCUUGAACUAUAAGCAGCAUGCAGCUGAGGUCAAGAUGGACCUGCCAGUAACCCCGACGGUUUUCAUGAAGCCAAGUACUGCCCUAGGUAAUCCAUGGCCAGCGCCGACUCUCCUCCCGAAGCUCACGCAAAUGGAUGAUUGCGGUGAUUAUGAAUCUGAACUAGCAGUUGUUCUUGGUAAGACAGCCAAAAACGUCACCGAAGACGAAGCCAUGGACUAUGUCUUGGGGUAUACUGCAUGUAAUGAUGUUUCAAGCCGCUCAUCGCAGUUUGCUCAAUCUCAGUGGUGCUUCUCCAAGGGAUUCGAUGGUUCCUGCCCUAUUGGCCCAACCUUAGUGUCUACAUCAGUCAUCCAAGAUCCAUCAAAAUUGCAUAUUCGUGGGAAGAAGAACGGAAGAGUCCUUCAAGAUUGCAGUAUCAAUGACCUAAUCUUCAGCAUCCCAAAGUUGGUUAGUUUUCUGUCACAGAGCACCACCUUACCACCCGGGACAAUCAUCAUCACUGGCACUCCGGCUGGCGUCGGCGUCGGCAAAGAUCCAAAGGAGACACUCCGCCAUGGCGAUGAAUUCUCUGUUGAGAUUCUACCACAUAUUGGCACGUUAGUAAACAAAUUUAUAAAUGAAUAAAAGUUUUAUAUAGGUUUAGAUAAGUAUAAUCUUGAUAUACAUCUUUAACUUAUCUUAGCUUCUAGAAAGACUGUGAAGGUUAUAGCUACUCCUUGAUUUAUUGUUAGAAGCAUGCAAGGAACUAACAGCAGAAAGAAGAUACUGUAUAGAAGCAAUCACUACCUUUGUUACAAUUAGGGCGUGGUAGUUCUAAGGAAGGAAUCAAAAUAUGGCAGUGAAGAGUUAGAUUG
Aaosphaeria arxii CBS 175.79 is the source of this 1231-nucleotide messenger RNA. RefSeq lists its product as uncharacterized. Bases 120 to 1001 code for a protein of 293 amino acids. NCBI's taxonomy places the organism in Eukaryota, Fungi, Ascomycota, Dothideomycetes, Pleosporales. Gene Ontology annotation, molecular function: acetylpyruvate hydrolase activity. The transcript is spliced from 6 exons. The record is from RefSeq and is a predicted model, not a curated record.